AUGUUUCGUCUUUGGAAGUCAAAACCACCCCAACAAAUGAUCGACAAGGAGAAAGAGAGGGAACUUCCACGAAAGCAUCCCCUCCCCACCUCUCUCUCUUCUUCUCCGGUCACCAUAUAUAUUCUUUCUUUUCAUGGAGUCGAUGAACAAUACGAUGAUUCGGCUUUAGAAGGUGUCGCUGCAAAUGUUAAGUUGUUACUAAAAUUGGUUCAAGAUCAUAAGGAAGCUUGCCAAACCCAUAAACAUGAUGGUCGAAGGAUGCUGAGGGUGGCUGGGAUGAUGACCAUCCUUGACAUGGUUCGAACCCGUAUUCAAAAAUGUCAAUCCUUCGGGGCUGAUCGAACUGAGUUAAGACGUUGCAAUAGCGAUAUGCGAACUAGUAUUGUUGAAAACGAGAAGCGAUCAACCGAAUCACAUGUGGUUGAUGACAAAGAGAAACUUAAGAGACAGUUGAGUGCCAGCUCAGCGGCCCGUAAAAGCCUAGAGGCCAUGUGUUCAAGUUUAGGAAAAGAAAAAGAAAUCAUGAUGGGGGAGUUGGCCCGAAAAGCCCAUGAAUUAGCCGAAAUGGAGGAUCAUAUCGAAGAUCUAAAAGCUCAAAACGAUUCGUUGUUGGAAAGGGUUAAAGAUUGUGCGGAGGUCCACGAGCCUGGAGUGAAAGAACCUCAAGAAAAAACCUCGGUUUAUGAGCAUAACAAGGCCCUUAAAGACCAACUUAUGAGAUCACUUAAUGGAUAUAGAAAUAUGAAAAAGAACCUCACGGAAGUCCGCGAGGAGAAUCUUUUAAUGCAAUCAAAGAUCGAGGAAAUGGCGAUUAAAGUUGGUGCAAGCCUCGAGAAGAUUAGAAGGUAUAGACAAAAUCAUAAUGAAAAUAACGAAGAGCUUUCGGAUAUUGAAGAGGGGAUUUUGGAACUUGAGCAUAUAUCAAAGUGUUUUGAUAUUGGUGAUAGAAAAAAAGGCAAGUGCAGUGAAUGUGGUCAUGUGAAUAAGAAGAAUAGUGUUCCGAAACCUAUUCGGGCUUCAGAAAGACGAGGGGUACUUUAGAAGGAUCGAUAUAUAGUUUGUCAUAGAUAUCAUAGAAGAUGAUACCGAUAAAGUGCUUACGCCAACAGAAAACCCUACCAAGGAGUUUUUCCAGAUGGAGCACAAAAAUAAAUUUUCGACAGUGGAUUGUUGCACGGCAAUGGAGGAAAUUAUUAAAAAAACAAAAAAAAAACACCAAA
This is a messenger RNA of Lactuca virosa, 1220 nucleotides long. The record is from the annotation of a GenBank genome assembly. Lineage: Eukaryota; Viridiplantae; Streptophyta; Magnoliopsida; Asterales; Asteraceae.